Messenger RNA from Drosophila persimilis, 5279 nucleotides. RefSeq names its product mediator of RNA polymerase II transcription subunit 14 (gene MED14). Bases 118 to 4815 code for a protein of 1565 amino acids. The record is from RefSeq and is a predicted model, not a curated record. Gene Ontology annotation, cellular component: core mediator complex; mediator complex. The transcript has 8 exons. Gene Ontology annotation, biological process: regulation of transcription by RNA polymerase II. Gene Ontology annotation, molecular function: transcription coregulator activity. Lineage: Eukaryota; Metazoa; Arthropoda; Insecta; Diptera; Drosophilidae.
GGAAAAGUGCAUAAAAAUAUGAAUAACAGUAAUUGGAACUGAAAGCAAUAGGAAAAACAUAUUGCAAAGGGCAAUAAAGCCAGAAAAAAACACAUUCAGGGCAACAAGAGGCACAACAUGGCGCCGACACCGCUGCCCCUGGAGCAAAUGUCCGGCGUUGGUGGCUACUUGCCAGCUGGCCAGGAGGGCGGACCCCGCAUCAACACCAUGUCCAUGUCGAUGCUGAUCGAUUUCAUCAUCCAACGCACCUACCACGAAUUGACGGUGCUGGCCGAACUGCUACCAAGAAAAACUGAUAUGGAGCGCAAGAUUGAAAUCUACAAUUAUGCAGCCCGCACACGGCACUUGUUCACCCGCCUCAAUGCGCUGGUCAAGUGGGGCAACUCGGUCUCCAAAGUGGACAAAUCGUCGCAGAUUAUGAGUUUCCUGGACAAACAGAACAUGCUGUUCGUGGAGACGGCCGACAUGCUGGCCCGCAUGUCGCGGGAGACGCUGGUGCGCGCCCGCUUACCCAACUUUCACAUUCCCGCUGCCGUUGAGGUGCUCACAACUGGCACCUACAACCGCUUGCCGACCUGCAUUCGCGAACGGAUUGUGCCCGCGGAUGCCAUCACGCCGGCAGAGAAGAAGCAGACCCUGCUGCGCCUCAAUCAGGUGAUUCAGCAUCGCCUGGUCACGGGCAAACUGUUGCCGCAGAUGCGGGAAUUCCGAAUCAAGAACGGACGUGUCACCUUCGAGGUGAAGCACGAGUUCAGUGUGGCCCUUACGGUUAUGGGCGAUAGCCAGAAUGUUCCUUGGCGUCUGCUGGACAUCGAUGUACUCGUGGAGGACAAAGAGACGGGAGAUGGCAAAUCCCUUGUCCAUCCACUGCAAGUGAACUACAUCCAUCAGCUAAUCCAAGCUCGUCUGGUGGAGAAUCCCAAUGCCCUGAGCGAGGUAUACAAUUGCCUGCACUAUUUCUGCCAGUCGCUGCAGCUGGAGGUGCUCUACACCCAAACGCUCCGCCUGAACUACGAGCGUCUAGACGACAACAACAUCACUGUGGAGGAGUAUGUGCCAGGCGUUAAGUUGACCGUCUCCUACUGGCGGGACCUGAAAUCGGAGCUGGGCUAUCGUCUCACUGUUCAGUCGGAUCCCAGUGAGAUUGGCCGUCCGCUGGCCGUGGUUCAUGUGCCAUCGCUGGGAGCCAAGGAGUCGGCGGAAGUGGCCGAUCGCGCUGUGCGGUCCGAGCAUCUGUCGAUGGAGCGGCUGAUUGUGCACACGGUCUACAUCCGAUCCGUGUCCAGGCUGAGUGACCUGAAGCUGGAGUUCCAGGCCUUCCUUAAGGAUGUUGAUUUCAACCUUCAGGGCACGCCAGCCAUUCUCACUGUGCCCGUCCUCUCGCCCUGCCUGCGAGCGGAGCAAAUCCACAUUACCAUCGACACGCACACGGGCAUGUUCCGCUGCCACGUGCCCAAGCACUUGGACUGUCCGAUCACGGACGAGAUGCAGGAAGCCUUGAACGGUGAUCGGAGCAAGCUGCCGUCGCUGCUCUCGGAGCUGCGCUACUGGAUCACGCAUCGUCGGUGCGAGAAGACGCUGCAGCAUCUGCCGGCCACGGCCACCGAUACGCUGACUUUCCUCACCCAGCCCGAGCAGGAGCUGCUGCAGCAGGGCCGCCACAAGAUAUACGUGAAGCUGCACAGGCAUCCCAAUAUUAUUCUGGUGGUUCAGCUGAAGGAGAAGUCAACGAUGGCAAACGAAAUGGAAUACACAUUCCACUUGGGCUUUGUGGCCUUCCAGAAGGAUGAGGCCGACGUUAUAGAUGAUUCUGCCAAGCAACUGGUGUCCGUGGUGGCUCAGCCGCCAUCGGAUAUCCCGAAAUUCUUCACCAAACUGAUGCGUCUCAUCGAGUUCGAUACAUUUGUGGCCACCCAUGGGCCCGGCACUGAGGUGGAUGCGGAGGUGUCUCCACACAAACGCAAAUCUACUGGCGAUAUUCUAGCGCCCCCAGCCAAGCAGCAAAAGACAAUAUUUCCCGCGUACUUCAUACCCGAACUGGCGCACGUGGUGGCCAUGUGCGAUGAGAAGAUACCGUUUAUGAAUCUGGCCCAAACCCUGUCCAAGCACAAUAUUCCGCACAGCGGCCUGCAGGUGGAGGCAAAUGCCACCUCGUUGGUGCUGAAGAUUCUGGCGCUGCCACAGCCAGGCAAAUCGGCCACAGCUGCGGGCCAACAGCCCCAGCAGGGAGCUGCUUCUGCUGCUGGUGCUGCUGCGGGUGCUGCUGCUUCUGCUGGUGCUGGUGCUGCUGCCGGCGAGACCAAGCCUCAGCCGCCGAGCGGCUCCUCGGCUUUCCCCAGGAUCGAGCCUCAUGUGUGGGACGAUCUGAUGCGGCGUGUACUCUCGAUUUCGGUGCGCUCGCAGACGAACAAGAACAGCCAAGUGAGGAUUUGGGUGGUGGAGUUCGUCUUCUACAGCACCCCGCUGCAGAGCUGCCAUCCGAAGGAGCAGGGCAGCCGGCGCACCGUUUACCUAACCUACGAGCAGGCCAAUCACGAUUUCUCGAAGACAGUCGAGGAACUGCUUAACGACUGGUCCAAGAUCGUGUACCUCUACACGCUGGUCUAUGACUUUGCGGAGCAGCUGAGGAACAAACGCCUCGCGCUGUGUGACAUGCUGGUGGUCAAGUCCUACAGCUACAUGAAUCUUCUGCUGGGAUAUGGCCCGAAGAAGGAGGUCAGCUGCAAUAUCUACUGGUCCGUGCAGUCGCAUGGCUUCCGCCUGACCUUCGUGGGCGGCAUGUCUGCGGUGAAUGCCCACUCGAUGAUGCGGGACCAGUUGGCGCAGCAUCUGAACCAGCAGCACAGCCUCACGCAGAUCGCGCAAAUCCUGCACGAGACCUACAACCCCAUGAGCUCCAUUGCCAAGCUCCCAGUGCUGCCCUUCCUGGGGAUUCCCCGCCCACAGGUGCCCGUGCUCUCGUUCUGCAUGCUGGCCCAGUCGCCCUGCCUCAUGCGUUUGACCUACCAGGCCGUGUACUGCCUGGAGCUGCGCUUCCGGGCCAACCGUCUCGUGUCGAUUCGUGAUGGAGCCAGCAGUCGCUUCGAGCGGAACGUAAUUGAGGAGUUCACGCCCAUACAGGGGCUGAAGGCGUUCUUGUCCAAGUACGUGGACGAGUCGGCCGCGUACCGGGGACGAGCGCCCCACGAAGACGACAAUCCGCUGUCACCGAUUGGCAUGGAGGAUAACUAUGGCGGGCCCAGCAGUGUGACGGGUGUGAGUGCAGGCGGUUCGUCGCCAUUCCUGGGCGCUGGCAUGCGUGGACCCCAGUCGCCGAGGGACAGUGGACUGCGGUUCCCGGCGCCGCACACUCCGCCCUCCAGCUCGAAUCCUCACACGCCAGCCAGCCCCCAUCCGAGUGCGGGCGGAGGAGGGGCAGCGCAGAGUCAUGGAAACUUUAACUUAACCUCGCCGCCGGCUCCGCAUAUGCCGCACCCGUCGCCGGGCGGACUGAUGCCUUCGUCGCCACUGAAUCCGCAGCCGAGUCCCCACAUGGUGCACAGUCCCGGUCCCAAUACGCUGUACAUGCAGAGCCACCAGGACUCGCCCUUCACAGCCAUGUCGCCGGCGAACAACCAAUGGCCCGGAUCCCCUAGCAUGCCCCGUCCCUCGCCACGGCCCGGCCAGAGUCCGGAGCACAAGAGCACUGGAGGCAGCGUAGUGACAGGUGGGCCCGAUCGUGGAGGAUCGAGAGGCACCCUUAACCGCCCCUGGGCUGGUGCCGUGCCCACUCUGCUCACCCACGAGGCCCUGGAGACGCUGUGCCGGCCCAGCCCGCACCCGAACAAGGAUAUCAAUGUGACGGACAUGAGCCCCCUGGAGCGGUUCCUCGGCUGCGUCUACAUGCGCCGGCAGCUGCAUCGCAACAUCCAGAACGAGGAGUCCCUGACGGCCCUCAACUCCACGGAGCCGGGAGUGGUGCUGUUCAAGGUGGACGGACUGCAGUGCCAGGUGAUGCUCAACCAGAUGCACAUGCAGACGCUGCACCUGAAGAUCACCCAACUGCCGCCGCCGCCCGACAAGCCCACAUUCCAGCUGAGUCCCGACGAUCUCCUGGUGAUAGAGCAGUACUUCGACACCCGAGUGGCGGCGCCGCCCUAUCGUCCGAACUCGCUGCACAGCAUCUGCCGGCUGCUGAAUCUGCCCGCCCAAGUGCUCAAGGACUUCGUGCAGAUCAUGCGACUGGAGCUGAAGCCAGAGUUUGGCGGGGAUCAGCUCAAGUGGACGGUGCAGAUGUGCAUGCGAAUGCCGCCGUCGGCGGUGCCCAUUGUGCCCAGCGGAAACGCCUGCGUGGUGUUGGGCAGGAUGAAGAUCCUGUUCUUCCUGCAGAUCACCAAGAUCCCGUUCAACGGCAAGGACUGGAAGGACAGCCCCUCGCUGGUGCUGCCCAUCGUCUACGACAUCACCAUGAACCUCACCCAAAUGGCCGAGCGCAGGGAGCAGGUGCCCUCCCCCAUGAUGACGGCGGCCAGCACACUCCUGCGCCGCUUUUCCGAGUUCAAUUCGCAGCAGAACCAGUGCUCGCUCUUCCCGGCAAUCACGGAUCUGCUGACCAACCUGCAGCUGGCCACGGACAUGCCCCAGCCGCCGCCCAACCAGGCCAUUGGACCGCCAGUGGGUGUCGGCGUCGGUGUGGGCGUUGGCAUCGGCGUGGUCGGCUCCAGUCCGAAUCCCAUGAUGCCAAUGCAGCAGCUGCAGCCGCAGGUGGGGCCCCAAGGACAGGUUGGCCCUGGCGGCUACCCACAGCUUGGUCCGAAUCCCGGCGGCCCGCAGUGAUGAAGGCGUAAGCGCCGCACCUCCUCACUCAUGCAGUGAGCAGGCACCAGAAACGGCGACCAACCCGAUCGAUCCCCCAUCUGCACAUCUAUUUAUUCGACAAACGUUUUUUUUUUAUACCCAGAAAGAGCGACCACUACUCAAUCACUACGCGUGCACUCUGCACUCCCGGCAAAACAAACAUUUACCCCUAAAACUAUAGUUGAUAUUUGUAAAGUGGCACGAGAAACUGUUUAUACACAUCGCAAAAUAAUAUUUAUUUCCCGGGCUGCUCCCAGGAAGAUCUGCGUACGCACAAGGCACAAGGGUGUCCUUGAUGUCUGGAGAUUCCUGCGAGCGAACGGAAAUGUUGAUACCAAUCGAGAAAAGGUUGCCAAUCGUGUUUUUUUUUAUUUGUAAACCCCGUUUUGAGCCCCACCUUGGAGGGGGUGGGGGACAGAUUCCCAAUAAAAGAGAUGCAUACA